AUGGUCCCCAAGACACCAGCCUACCAUGCUAGUGCUGUCUCUAUGAAAUGGUUUGAAUCAUAUCUAUCGAAACGCUCUCAAAUCUGUUCCGUUGCUGGGUCAUUAUCUGCGCCACUUACUCCAUCUUGUGGUAUCUCUCAGGGAUCAAUACUUGGCCCCGUUUUGUUCUCCCUAUAUAUGAAUGAUCUACCCUUAAAUAUACCUGAAGCAAAUGUUGAUGUCUAUGCCGAUGAUACAACACUCUGGAAAUCUAAUGGUGACUGUAUUAAAAUUCAAAAUGAUUUUCAGAGUAGUCUUGAAUGUGCAAAUGUCUGGUUUAAGCAAAAUCAUAUGAAACCUAAUAUUACGAAUACUAAACAUUUGCUCAUUGGCACUCACCAGAAGUUGCGACACGCAAAUAUAUCUUCUUUGGAACUUAACCUAAAUGGAGUACUUAUUGAAGAAGUUAAAGACGAAAAACUCUUGGGUGUAAAAUUAGACAAAUAUCUUAGUUGGAAUGAUCAAGUUAACUGUUUAAUGAAAAAAUUGAACUCGCAAUUUUUCUUAUUGAAGAGAGCCAAAGGUUAUCUGUCUAUUUCUGGUAGAAAGAUGUUGUAUAAUGCAUUGAUUAAAUCAACACUGGAAUAUUGUUGCACAGUUUGGGGCAAUUGCUCAAACGAACAACUAUUAAGACUUUUAGGAUUACAAAAGCGUUGUGCCCGCUUAAUCCUUGAUGCGAAUCCAUCUGAUAAUUCAGUAGCACUAUUUAAUACAUUAAAGUGGAUUCCCAUAGAUGACACUAUUCGUGUACAUAAAUUGUGCAUGAUGUAUAAAAUAAUCAAUAAAAUGUGUCCACAGUAUUUUGAUAACUAUGUAAGUUAUAUUAAGAAUCGGCAUGAAUAUUGUACUAGAGCAUCUUCUAAUAUGAAAUUAGUUGUACCGAAAUGCCAUACAAGAUCUGGACUUCGUUGUUUUCAUGCUAGUGCUGUUCGUCUCUGGAAUGA
Paramuricea clavata is the source of this 983-nucleotide messenger RNA. Lineage: Eukaryota; Metazoa; Cnidaria; Anthozoa; Malacalcyonacea; Plexauridae. The record is from the annotation of a GenBank genome assembly.